UCUGGAUUCCUCGACUCAUCGUGGAAUAAUACUCGAUUAAAAACGGUGCUGUUCGCUUUGCUGGCCUUGACCUACGGCCAGCAGGACUUGUACUUCCGGCAACCCGAGAAACUCCUCAGGAAUACGAACAACGUGGGCGACCGGCUGGGCGAGUACGCGUUUGCGUACGAGACGGAAGGGGGUAUCCUCCAGAGUGAGAUGGGCAGCCGAAAGUACGAGGGCACAGACUCCGAGACCCAACUCAUACAGGGUAGCGUGCAGUACAACGACCCGAACGGCGAGCCUGUCGUCUUUAGCUACACGGCCGACGAGUACGGCACCAGAGUCGUAGGGAGUCACGUGCCGACUCCUCCCCCGAUACCGGAAAGCGUGGCUAAUAAACUCUUAGGUUUCCAAGAGUCCUUCGAUCACUCGCCCUCGGGAACAUACAUGGAUAAUCCAGGGGAUGCACGGGAGUUUGGAAGAAAUCGCCAAGAGCCGUUGUACUUCUGGAUAUCGAAAAAUCUUUAUUAUCGUUACAUCGUCAUAAUCAUAAACUAG
Copidosoma floridanum is the source of this 540-nucleotide messenger RNA. RefSeq names its product cuticular protein 17 (gene CPR17). Gene Ontology annotation, molecular function: structural constituent of chitin-based larval cuticle. The record is from RefSeq and is a predicted model, not a curated record. Gene Ontology annotation, cellular component: chitin-based extracellular matrix. Lineage: Eukaryota; Metazoa; Arthropoda; Insecta; Hymenoptera; Encyrtidae.